This is a messenger RNA of Meira miltonrushii, 1708 nucleotides long. RefSeq lists its product as uncharacterized. The record is from RefSeq and is a predicted model, not a curated record. The coding region runs from base 36 to 1655 and encodes 539 amino acids. The transcript has a single exon. NCBI's taxonomy places the organism in Eukaryota, Fungi, Basidiomycota, Exobasidiomycetes, Exobasidiales, Brachybasidiaceae.
CCAUCACCUCGAUUACCAUACACAACACACGCACGAUGCCAAGUGCAACAGCAGUCCCGCCUCAUUUGGAACUGCUCACUUUCUUGAGUGAUCCAAAUGCAAAAGUUCGAGAAGUGGCAUUAUCAAAUUUGGUAGGAUAUAGCGCAAAGACCAAUCCACAAAGGACGUUAUUGAUCGAAAAACAUAAAGGCUUAGACGGUAAACCACUUCAAGGAAGGGAUGGAAAAGAUGUUGAUACGAUUGAAGAUUUGAAAAGAAUAUGUCAAGAUCAACCAAUGGCCGCUCAUGAUGCAUUUUGUGCAUUGAUCAAUUUGAGUGACAGUCUUUUGGUAGCUCGAAGGAUCGGUGAUGAAGAAUUCUUGUCGUUCUUGGUUCGAUAUAUCGCUGAUCCAGUCAGCUUGUUGACAGACUUGGCAUGUAUGCUACUGUCCAAUUUGACAAAACUGGAGUCUAUCGGCGCAAUUUUGUUGAACUUGCAAUUACCCGCUAGACCUCUAUACAACUUUAUGUCCAACAAAGAUUUCGAAGCAACAAUGGAAGCCAUGUCAGCCGAACCUGAUGACCCGGAAUAUGCAGUCAAAAAGCAACGUGCUGAACAACAUAGCAAACGAUUAGCAGAAAUGACUGCAGCUCAAAAGGAUGUACCAGCUUUGAGUCUUCUGCUAGAUGCAUUUGAGGAGGGUGCAGACGUUGCGGGAGGAAAAUCACAAUCAGCAACGAUUGAAGAAAUGCGCACUAGAGCACGUCAAAUUCAACAAGGAUCAGAACAAAAUGGUGAAGGAAGUUCGGAAAAAGUUCCACUUGGACCUGAUGGAAGACCGGUGAUCAAGAGAAAGAGUAAUUGCAACUUCCUUGCAAGUGUAUUCGCAAAUGUUACAACUAUACCGAAAGGCAGAGAAUUUUUCGUUACCCGAUUACAGAAUACUUCAUUAGGAGCGGCUGCUGAAGCUGCAUCUAAGCAAAAGGAUGAAAACAGCGAAAAAGUCGUCCCGCCAGCUCGUGAAUAUCCUGUGGCCCGUCUAAUGGUCUAUACCGAGCAUCCCGACCUAAUUCGCCGUGGUGGUGUGAUCAGCACUUUGAAGAACCUCUUUUUCUUGAAAUCGUGUCACAAGGCCUUGUUGGCACCACCACCGAUUGACGUUUCAGGAACAGCACUUGCCAAAGUAGGCGAAGAAGCACUUUCAGUGGCUAACCAACUACCCCCUGCUUCUCGACCUGAACAUCUUUCUUCCGUUGAUGCUCUACCGAAUUUGUUAUUACCUCUCUGUGAUGGUAAGGAGCUAGCAAAAUUGGACUUAGAAGAUCAAGAAGCUUUGCCGGAUGAAUGUCAAUUGAUGGAUGAAGAUAAGAAAAGAGAACGCGAUCCAGCUUUACGUUUGAUGUUGAUCGAAGGUUUGCUUUUGCUUUGUACAACGCUAUAUGGGAGACAAUGUUUACGUGGAAGGGGGACGUAUGUCGUCGUUCGUGAAGCACACUUGGAUGAAAAGGACGAAAAAGUAGCAGAAGCUGUUGUCAGAUUAGUCAACAUUCUCAAACGUGACGAAAGCGAAAAUUCUUUACGGGAAACGGAGGAAGAAAUCGGUGCAGAAGAAGUUGACCAAGAGGCUGGCGAUAAAGAUGAGGAUGAUGAGGAUCUAAUGAUCGAAGAGCUUUGAUGUAGUGUCAAGUCUUCAUGUACAAACAUAAACUUGUAUUUCUUCACAACAAU